Hermetia illucens (black soldier fly) is the source of this 828-nucleotide messenger RNA. Its product is annotated as tetraspanin-18-like. The coding region runs from base 113 to 793 and encodes 226 amino acids. Gene Ontology annotation, cellular component: membrane. The record is from RefSeq and is a predicted model, not a curated record. NCBI's taxonomy places the organism in Eukaryota, Metazoa, Arthropoda, Insecta, Diptera, Stratiomyidae. The transcript has a single exon.
UAAAGAAGGAUUUGACAUCAACAAGGCUUGUCAGGUCGACAUUCUUAAUUGGCCAUUUCCUUUUAAAUUCAAGUUUUAUUUAAAUUCCCCCAUUUCGAUUCAAAAAAUUAGAAUGUGUACGCUAAAGACUUUAUUCAACAUUUUCUUCAUCGUGUACAAUGCUGUGCUACUACUACUAGGCAUAGGCUGUGUUACUCUUGCUAUAAUUGUCCUAAUUCGACUAGGAGAACUAAGAGGAAUAUCAGACUUUAUUGAAGAAUUCAAGGGGCAAUCAAUUACCUGUGGCAUCUUCAUUCUCGGUCUAUUAAUGAUUAUUACGUGCGUCAUAGGCUGUCUGGCGAGCGGUUUUGACUCCCAUCUUCUUGCAAUUUCUCACUCAAUUCUGAUGCUCCUUCUCCUGAUCGUAACUGUCAUCUUGAGUGUGAGCCUCUACGCUGACAUUUCGGCCAGUAAAGGUUUGGUAUCAAAGAAAAUGGAUGAAUAUUGGAAUAAACGGUCUAAAAACGAUACUAAUAGUGCAUUGCCUGCAAUUGAAUAUGUAUUGAAAUGUUGCGGCAAAAAUGGACCAGAUGACUAUGAAUCUGAAGAAGUUCCUACCACGUGUUGUCCAAAAGCUAAGGACAAGUGUACGGUGGAAAGCGCUUACAACGAGGGUUGUGAGUCAAAAAUUAAUAAUUUUUUUCGCAAAUAUUCGAAGCCUGUUGGUUAUAUGUGUUUAAUAAUUAUAUUAUUUGUGUUUGUAGGUUUUAUUUUAGGAACUUAUCUUAUUCUAUUUUUGUAUUAUAAAGUAUAGAGCGUUUUGAGCUUUAAUAAAUAUUCUUCAGUGAA